AUGGAAAUCAAGAGUAAAUUUGAAAAAAGUUUUAUGAUAACUGUUUCAAGGUCUACUAUUUCAAGAUUAUUGAGUAACUUUGAAUUAAUAACUGCUAAACCAGCUCAAAAACCUCUGUUAAGACCUCAAAACAUAGUAAAAAGAAAAAAACUUCCUGAAAAAUUUUUAGGUAUUUCGAAUGAUACCUUAGAUACCAUUAUUUUUUCUGAUGGGUGUAAGUUUAAUCUUUUUACAUCUGAUGGUAUUAGACAUGUUUGUUAUUUACCAGGUGAAAGGUAUAAAUUUGAAAAUAUAGUAGGUACAGUUAAACAUGAUGGAGGAAGUAUAAUGUUCUGGGGGUGUAUAUCAUCUUAA
Hepatospora eriocheir is the source of this 354-nucleotide messenger RNA. The record is from the annotation of a GenBank genome assembly. Lineage: Eukaryota; Fungi; Microsporidia; Hepatosporidae.